UGGGUAUUAAUCAGAGUGUUAGUCAAAUAAUCCUCGCACACCACGACUCGCGCAUAAACCACGACUCGACCCACAGGGAGAGUGCGUGCGCUGCGACGGACCCAGCCGGCACCGGCAGUGCGGACACAGUGCGAGUUGCGAUGACUACCGACGCACAAGCACACCACGCGACGUAGUCUGCAACACCGCGCGGCUGGACACCACACACUUCACCGGUAGGACUCACUGGGUCGGACACGCGCGCCGUGCAGCGGCAACCGAAGAUGCCGAGAAGCCCCGCCCGAAGCUCCGAACCAUGUGCUGUGGUCGCUGCCACGCCAACCGCGCGGCCGGCCCGGGCGCAAGCCGUGACGACUGAUCGCGGCGGCAGCGCCGCGCGCCCUCGUGCCGCGGUGCGCGCCGCUCGCGCCGCGCCAAGGGAGGUCUUCAGCCUGCGGCGCGCUCACCCGCAGCGCUGCCGGGCGUGCCCAUAAAAAUGCGCCGCCUCUGGACGCGCCCGUCGAAGCCAAAGCUGUGCUGGGGACACGGCCGGAUCAGCCUCUCUGGCUCUGCUGUGAAAACGAAAGAGGACGUACGCGCCUACUUUCAAGACAACGCGUUCUACGACAAAAGUUUUGUCGGCCAAGUUGCUUUCAAUGCAGCGGAAGCGGAGGAAGGCCGACGAGGCAACAUCGUGCACGCGGGACUGAUCUACGGCUUCUGGGAGGUUGGCGAGGGUUUCGGUAGUGAGGAGUGGAAGCGCGGCUGCUACCACGCGUGCGUGCGAGGCGAGGCAGCGGCGGUUGAGAACGCAAUAGGACAUGCGCUAGAGAAGCUGGUCCAGGAACUAGCGGACGUUUACCACGCCUAG
Emiliania huxleyi CCMP1516 is the source of this 850-nucleotide messenger RNA. RefSeq lists its product as hypothetical. Lineage: Eukaryota; Haptophyta; Isochrysidales; Noelaerhabdaceae. The record is from RefSeq and is a predicted model, not a curated record. The coding region runs from base 476 to 850 and encodes 124 amino acids. The transcript is spliced from 4 exons.